Messenger RNA from Cervus elaphus (red deer), 936 nucleotides. Its product is annotated as olfactory receptor 52E4. The transcript has a single exon. Gene Ontology annotation, molecular function: G protein-coupled receptor activity; olfactory receptor activity. Gene Ontology annotation, cellular component: membrane. Gene Ontology annotation, biological process: G protein-coupled receptor signaling pathway. NCBI's taxonomy places the organism in Eukaryota, Metazoa, Chordata, Mammalia, Artiodactyla, Cervidae. The record is from RefSeq and is a predicted model, not a curated record. Bases 1 to 936 code for a protein of 311 amino acids.
AUGCCUUCUAUCAAUGACACCCAGUUCCAUCCUCCUUUCUUUCUCCUGCUAGGAAUACCAGGGCUGGAGACUGUACAUAUCUGGAUUGCUUUCCCAUUCUGUGUUGUAUAUCUGAUUGCCCUUGUGGGGAACAUCACUGUUCUCUAUGUGAUCAAGACUGAACACAGUCUCCACCAGCCCAUGUUCUACUUUCUGGCCAUGUUGUCCAUGAUUGACCUGGGUCUGUCCACCUCCACCAUCCCCAAAAUGCUGGGCAUCUUCUGGUUCAACCUCCAAGAGAUCAGCUUUGGAGGCUGCCUUGCUCAGAUGUUCUUUAUCCACAUGUUCACAGGAAUGGAGACUGUUCUACUGGUGGCCAUGGCUUAUGACCGCUAUGUUGCCAUCUGCAACCCCCUCCAGUACACCAGCAUCCUCACCAGUAAAACCAUCGGCAUUUUGGCCUCUGUUGUUGUGGGCAGAAAUUCACUUCUUGUGACUCCAUUUGUGUUUCUCAUUCUGAGGCUGCCCUUCUGUGGGCACCACAUUGUUCCCCAUACAUACUGUGAGCACAUGGGUCUUGCCCGAUUGGCCUGUGCACCCAUCAAGAUCAAUGUUAUCUAUGGGCUCAUGGUGAUUUCUAAUAUUAUUGUAGACGUGAUUCUGAUUGCCUCCUCCUAUGUACUGAUCCUUCAGGCUGUUUUCCACCUCCCCUGUCAGGAUGCCCGGCUGAAGGCUCUCAAUACCUGUGGGUCUCACGUCUGUGUCAUGUUGUGCUUUUAUACACCGGCAUUUUUUUCUUUUAUGACACACCGCUUUGGCCGUAAUAUUCCCCACUACAUCCACAUUCUUUUGGCUAAUUUAUAUGUGGUUGUCCCACCUGCCCUUAACCCAGUCAUCUAUGGAGUCAGGACAAAGCAAAUCCGAGAGCGGGUUGUAAAAAUAUUUGUACAGAAAUAA